Messenger RNA from Hyposmocoma kahamanoa, 4884 nucleotides. RefSeq names its product integrator complex subunit 1-like (gene IntS1). Gene Ontology annotation, biological process: U2 snRNA 3'-end processing. The transcript has 26 exons. Lineage: Eukaryota; Metazoa; Arthropoda; Insecta; Lepidoptera; Cosmopterigidae. Gene Ontology annotation, cellular component: integrator complex. The coding region runs from base 1 to 4578 and encodes 1525 amino acids. The record is from RefSeq and is a predicted model, not a curated record.
AUGGAAAGAGGAAAAAUGCCAUCUGCAGGGCGCGGGGCUAAAAGCAAGGCACCACAGCACCCUCAGGAUAUUUUUGCCCUAGGCAGUAAGUCCACUGUGGUAGUCUCCAGCUCGGAGAAGAGAAAUAUUCAUAAGCCUUCCACCAGUGGUGUAGAACGUAAGAGAGACAAUACAGGAUUUGGUAGCCAGCCUCCCAGCAAGAGAACUCGGAUUGGCUCUCCAGCAGAAGCUGUUGGAGGUACCUCUCUGGAAGUGGAUCCAGUAGACCUUGUGUAUAAUGUCUUAAAUGCAUUAGAUACGCAUAAUUCUGAUAAACUGCUUGGUCUACUGACGGGCUCAAUUCGCCUCCUGAAAUCGCAACGCUCAAAACCAGAUCCUAUUCUCUGCAUGAGUCUACUCUACCUGACCAAAAUACGUCCUAACAUGUUCGCCCAUGAUGUUGUCACUCAAAGCCUCUGUACUCUACUGAAGAGGGAGCAAGGAGCAGCAUUUAAGAGCAAAGGGAACCCCUUGGUGUUCGUACUGGCUUGUAAUAUGUUGUACGCUGGACAUAAGGAUAGUACAAAUUGGCCUGAUACAUUUAUCAAGGUAUACAUAGAAGAUGCGCUAAACGAGCGCUGGUGGGUGGAUUGCUCGUGGUGCAAAUGCCUGGUAGAGAACAUAGUAACAGCGUUCAGCACCAAAACGCCACCGGCGCAUUUGGUGCCCUCGGACAGCACGCUGGGCACCAUGUCGCCCUCGGGGUCAGGCUCACCGCUCAUGGGCAGCAAUGAGGACGAGACUGCCGAUACUGAACUGGAGUAUUCUGUCUUUCCAAGAUAUUCAAGUAGCUACGAGACAGUGGAAGGUCUCGUGUUGGAGGCGAUUAAGGACCAGAUCCAGCGGCGUGCUGCACCUGACGCGAUUGGGAAAGGGUUCCUUAAACUAUUGUCUGCUACUUGUGGAUUCCCAGAGAUUCGUAUGAUUUCCGCGUCUCGUCUCGAAGCGUGGCUUCAUUCCGGCAAGCUAUGGCGCUGCGCUCAGGAACUGUUGGCUUACGUGUGCUGCAACGCCGACGCCUGCGGGCCCACGGCGGCCAGGGACCACGAGGUGUUGGCGCAGUUGGCUAGAAUGCGGCUCAAGACCAAGCCGUUGCAGGCUGCCUACCAGGCUUGUCUUAGGGAGAUGGUGUCGGACAGCCCGGCGCUGCUGCGCAGCGUGGUGACGCACACCAUCUACAACGAGCUGUCCAACGUGCGCUCGCCCAACAACAUGGCCGUGCUGUGCGCGCUGAUCCAGGCGCAGCCGCAGCUGGUGCCGGCGGCCGUGGCCGGCGCCUUCCAGGAGCUGCUGCUGCGGCCCGAGGACUACCUGCGGCCGCUGCGCGCGCUGCUGCGCGAGUGCGUGCGCGCGGCGCGGGCCGACGCCGCGGACCUCAGCCAAGUGCUAAUGGAGCGAACAACGGUGAUGGGUUCUGUGCUGCCGCCAGCAGAGCUCAAAGAGUCUCCUCCAGCCAUCGAGCCCUACCUCUCCCAGCAUCGCACUUUGCAUGCGCUCACGCAGAUUCUAUACACGCACAUGUUUAAGGUGCGCUCAGCUGGUACCAACCCUGAAGAACCGCCCGAAGGUGCAUGGGCGCCUGGGGAGCGUGUCACGCUACAGUGGCCAAGUGGACGACGAGCCAAUUUACACGUCAUCAUCGCGCAUGCGCACCUGAAGCUGCUGUGCUAUGGACCUUCUAUGUACGAUAGUAACCAAGACAUGUACAGCUGGCUCCAAUCCGUUUGGGUAGGCAACGACUCCCCUCAGGCGUUCCUCAUGGAGUCCUCCGAGGAGGCCAUCCUCCUCCCCGAUUGGCUGCGAUUGCAUCUCGUUCGGUCCGCCAGGCCACCUUUGUUGGAUGCCGGCUUGAGAGGUCUCCCGGCGCAUAAGUUGGCCUUGUUUAUUCAGACUUUCGGCAUGCCCGUUAAUUCUAUGAGCGCCCUGCUGAGCGCGCUGGACGCGUGCCCCGCGGGCGCCGUGGUGCGGCUGGGCGUGGAGCGCGCCUACAUGGCGCAGCUGCUGGCCGUGCAGCGCAGCCGGGGCGCCCGCGGCGGCGCCGCCUUCGCCGCCGCGCUGCGCCUGCAGCAGCCGCACUACCCGCCAGAUGACAAUCUAUUCGAAGACGAACCCCUCCCUGAAGAGAUGGAGGACGCCUGGGGAGCGACACCGACACCGGCUCCCUUGAGUCCGGAAGUUGUUCCCUCGUUGCUAGCAACUGCGUUUGCCGGCGCUAAUUCCUAUCACGGAGAUCUGGAUACCGCUUUUACGCAGCUUUUUACUGUAAGAUCUUUUAAAGCAUGUAAAAUUAUGAAAAAUGAAAAGAGAUGGGUGACGGGCGCAGUAUUAGUACCUGCGCUGGGCGCGGAGCUGCACUCGGCCGGGCCGUGGCCGGUGGGCGCGCUGGCGCUGGGCUUCGUGCGCGCGGCCGCGGCGGGGCAGCCGCCCGACGCGGCGCCGGGGCUGGCGCGCCGCCCGCAGCUGGCCGCGCCGCUGCUGCGCGCGCUGCAGCCGCUGCACCCGCCGCAGCUGGCCGAGAUUGCGGACCUCCUCCUCAAACAAUACAAAUGCCUCACCGGACCAGUGGUGUCAGUCCUCCGAACCAUGACUGCGGGCGAAAAGGGCACGAAGCGGGAGUGCGAUGACCUUCCUCGUAUUCCAUCUAAGAGCACCAAGGAACAGCUUAUUGCUGCUCUGGAGAACGCAACCCCUAGCACUCUAGAGGCUUUGGGUAACGAGAUAAUAGAAACGCAAGAUACGCAGCUCGUCGCCGACGUGCUCUGUCAUUUGCUAUUCGCAAAUCAGGAGGGUAAAUAUGAGAACCAGGUGAAACCCGAAACGGACGAAGAAGCGUCGACACACGUGUUCGCACGCCGAGGCCUCGGCUGCGGGCUGCUGCUGGACUGGCUGUCGGAGCUGCAGAGGGAGACGCUGGGCCCCAGGCCGCACAAGCAGAUGGACCUGAUGUUCCGCUCCAGCUGCGCGGCGUGGCGGCCUCUGCUGGUGACGCUGCUGGCGCACCGCGCCUCCUGGAACACGCUGCACAAUUGCCUCACCACGCUCCUGCAGCCUGACGGGGAAUGGGCAGCCAGUUCGGUACUGGACUUCGCGGAAACGUUGAUCGGCAGCCCAAGAGUGUGGCAAGGACGGGACAAGACCACGCCCAAACAUUACACGCCCGAAGACACCUUACGGCUGAACCAUCAACAGCUCGACGUCCUAGUCCGAUACAUGGUAGCGGAAGCGGAGGAGGCGGAGCGCAGCGGCGGCCUCGAAGCGAUGCGCCGGCGUAUCGAAGCUCGCCUGCCGCUGUUACUACGCUGCUGCCCCGAGCCACAUUCAUUGCUCGCUGCUGCGUUGGCUGCGGCCAGGGCACAUCCACUGCUGCUUCUGUUGCUCUAUAUGAAGGUGCCGAAAAUCCUCCAACUCCUCCAAGAGUGCGAGGACCGACCCCCCACGGACCGUCUUCUACAUCCGUCCGAGGAAGUAUCCGAAGUGGCGGCGCGAUCUACCAGCGCUACCGACCGAGUAUCCCACACGUUACUCACUGCUAUCGCCGCCGCCGCGCAGCAGGGUCAGGGACAUAAUAAGGAAUCUUCACAUAACAUUAUGUCCGUAAAAAGAGAAACGGUCUGCUCCCCGAGUCUGAAGUGUGGAAUUCGUGCACUGACCAACGGCAGGCUGUGGCGCAUGGAGGCGGGCGUGCGCGCGCUGUGGGCGCGGGGCGAGGGCGCGGGGCAGCGGGCGCUGCCGCUGGCCAGCGCGCUGCUGCGCGGCUCCUUCGCCUUCCCGCACGCGCGCCACCACCAGCACCUGCUGGCCGCGCUGGAGAUGCUGCCCGACGACAAGCUCUUCGCCGCCAGCGUCAGCGGCGAGAUCCACAACAUCCUGGAGUGCUUCCUGCAGACGGCGCGGCUGGGCGGCGGCGGCGGCGCGCGCGACAGUGCGCUGCUGCACCGCAUCGCCGCGCUGCUGCGCCGCUACCUCGCCGCGCGGCCCAACCAGGCGCAGGCGCUGCUGCACGCGCACCGGGACACCGUCUCAUCCAUCCCAGCGCUGAGCUCCUUGAACGCCGCGGAGGUGUCGGCGCCGGCGUCCGCGGCGCCGCCGCCGCACGCGCUGCUGGCCUUGCAGAGGAGGGCGGACUCGCCCGAUGAACUGCACUGGGUGCUGCAGGAGCUGGAGGCGUGGGGCAACCGGCGCGGCGGCGCGUGGGGCGGCGCCGCCACGGCGCAGGCGCUGCUGUGCGCCGCCGCUCCGCUGGCCGCGUCGGCGCACGCGCAGCUGCGGACCACGGCGCUGUCGCUGCUCGCCAAGCUGCUGCCCGCCGUCACGGACACCAAGCCUGGUCUACAAGCGAUCCUCGAAUGCCUCGAUUCACAUCUACCAGAAAUAACGCAGUCCGCGUUAGACAAACUCCCCGACCUCAUCAUAGGCCUACAAGAACAUGCUGCACGUAUCCUAAUGAAAGUUUUCGAGCUGGGAGUCCGAUCUCGACAACCAACAGAGCAGUGCCUGGCAAAAUGCGUCACCACAAUCAAUCUACACAGGGGUUGCUGAUUCGGAACAGGGGAUGCACUUGUCAGAGACUUAUACCUCCUAGGACGCAGUGCAUCUCACUAUUUCCCGUUUAUUGUGACAAAACGGACAGGUUCUACCUUUCGAUGCCAUCUCGCUUGAUUUUUCUACCUGAUUGAUUGUCAAAGACAUUUGAUUAGCUUCAUGCAUCGAGUAUGUAAUAAGAAAUAGAGACGAAAUGUCAUUUAUAUUUGUUUCAAAACUAUUCUGCCAAAUUAUUACUGUGACAACUGCGCUUGGCCGGUGCAGCCACUUGUGAUUGGCCAGCCCGAAUUAGAAACAAUUGAC